Rhincodon typus (whale shark) is the source of this 5763-nucleotide messenger RNA. RefSeq names its product protein tyrosine phosphatase receptor type K (gene ptprk). NCBI's taxonomy places the organism in Eukaryota, Metazoa, Chordata, Chondrichthyes, Orectolobiformes, Rhincodontidae. Gene Ontology annotation, biological process: protein dephosphorylation. The record is from RefSeq and is a predicted model, not a curated record. The transcript has 33 exons. Gene Ontology annotation, cellular component: membrane. Gene Ontology annotation, molecular function: protein tyrosine phosphatase activity; protein binding. The coding region runs from base 224 to 4591 and encodes 1455 amino acids.
ACAGUCCGCCAGCAGAGGACGCUGUGCCCUCCUCCUGCCCUGAGUGAAUGGAUGGGUGACGUCAGGGCUGGCCGGGGGCUGCUCUCGCUGUUACAAAGUAUUGAUGUGGAGGGGAAUGUAUCGGUUGGGCUCAGGGAGCACCGAGCUGGAGUGAGGAGGCAGAGACAGAGCUAUAAAAAAAAAUAACCAAAAACAAAAUCUGCAGAAGUACGACUGGAACAUUAUGAAUGCAGUGCCCUUUGUGCUUUUGCUGUUGUUGUAUGAAACUUGUGGCAGUGCCGCUGUGGAAUUCUCUUCGGGAGGCUGCACUUUUGAUGAAGGCCUGGAACCAUGUGGAUAUUGGCAAGAUCAGGAAGAUGACUUUGACUGGAGGCAUGUCAGAGCUGAAGAUAUGUUGCAUUUGCAGCAUAAUGUGCCAGAAGGAUCCUUCUUAAUAGCUGAGUCUUCUCAGCAUAUGCCAGGAGAUAAAGCACGACUCUUGCUUCCAUUGAUGAAAGAAAAUGACACUCACUGCAUUGAUUUCAGUUACUGGUUGUACAGUGAAGAUUACUUGAACCCAGGAACACUGAACAUUUUUGUCCGAGUGAACAAGGGAGCUUUUGCAAAUCCUAUUUGGAAUGUGACGGGAUCUCAGGGAGUCGAAUGGCAUCGGGCUGAACUGGCAGUGAGCACCUUCUGGCCAAAUGAGUACCAGGUGAUUUUUGAAGCAGAUAUAUCUCUGGAGCAAGGUGGAUAUAUUGCCAUUGACGACGUCCAGGUUUUGAGUUACCCUUGUGAUAAAUCGCCUCACUUUUUGCGACUUGGAGAUGUGGAAGUAAAUGCAGGACAAAAUGCUACAUUUCAGUGCAUUGCAACAGGCAGGGAUACUGCAAAUAACAAACUAUGGCUUCAGAGGCGAAAUGGGGAAGACAUACCAGUUGUCCAGACGAAGAAUAUAAAUCACAGGCGGUUUGCAGCAUCCUUCAAAUUGAAAGAAGUUAAAAAGAAUGAUCAAGAUUUGUACCGUUGUGUGACACAGUCUGAAAGAGGCUCUGGUGUUUCGAAUUUUGCUGAGCUUAUUGUUCGAGAGCCACCUAUGCCAAUUGCACCACCUCAACUACUUGGUGUUGGCCCCACAUAUUUACUGAUCCAACUCAAUGCAAAUUCAAUUAUUGGUGAUGGUCCGAUCAUUCUGAAGGAAGUGGAAUAUGGUAUGACCAGUGGAUCUUGGACAGAAAUCCAUGCUGUAAAUGCAGCAACCUACAAGCUAUGGCAUCUGGACCCAGAUACAGAGUAUGAAAUCAGAGUUUUGCUGACAAGACCUGGUGAAGGAGGGACAGGGUUACCAGGUCCCCCACUCAUUACAAGAACGAAGUGUGCAGAACCCAUGAGGUCACCAAAAAGCCUGAAGAUUGCAGAGAUAUAUGCUAGACACCUGGCUGUUGAGUUGGAGUCUCUGGGCUACAAUGUAACACGGUGUCACACAUUCAAUGUUACCGUGUGCUACCAUUACUUUGGACACAACACAAGCAAAGCUGACUGCAUGGAAAUGGAUCAGAAAUCACCCCGACAUAUUAUUCAACACCUGCCACCUUACACAAACAUCAGCAUUAAAAUGAUUCUGAUGAAUCCAGAAGGAAGAAAGGAGAGUGAAGAGGUUGUCAUCCAGACAGAUGAAGAUGUACCUGGCCCCAUACCGAAUGAUUCUUUAAAAGGAACACCAUUUGAAGACAAAAUCUUUCUGCAGUGGAAGGAACCUGUGGAAGCAAAUGGUGUCAUCACACAAUAUAAGAUCAGUUACAGCAGCAUCAGAUCUUUUGACCCAGCUGUCCAAGUGGCUGGGCCUGUUCGGACAGUGCCAAAGAUGUGGAACAGUACACACCAUGUUUUCUCACAUCUGAAUCCUGGAACUACCUACCAGUUCUUAAUUAAAGCCAGUACAGUGAAGGGAUUUGGCCCAGCUAUUGUGGUCAACAUCACCACAAAUAUAUCUGCUCCUAUUUUACCUGAUUAUGAAGAUGCAAUUCUUAAUGAAACAGCAACCACAAUAACUGUCAUGCUGAGACCUGCUCAAGCUAAAGGUGCUCCAAUCAGUGCCUACCAAGUUGUUGUGGAAGAAGUGAAUUCGCACAGAUCAAAGAGGGAGGCCAGCACAGCAGAGUGCUUCCAUAUUCCUGUCACCUACCAGUCUGCUGCAGCUCGAGGGUCACCAUAUUAUUACGCUGCAGAACUUCCUCCAAGUGGAGUUUCUGAACAAACUCCUUUUACAGUGGGUGACAAUAAAACCUACAAUGGAUUCUGGAAUCCUCCUUUAACCCCCAGGAAAGGAUAUCACAUACACUUCCAAGCUGUCAGCAGUGUUGAACAGGAGACAAAGAUACAGUGUGUGAGGAUUGCAACAAAAGCAGCCACAACUGAAGAACCUGAGGUAGUCCCUGACCCUAUCAAGCAAACUGAUCGGGUAGUGAAAAUAGCUGGAAUCAGUGCUGGAGUUCUGGUUUUCAUCCUCCUCCUCCUGGUUGUGGUAAUGAUCGUCAAGAAAAGGAGGAGCUACUAUUCUUAUUCUUAUUACCUUAAACUUGCAAAGAAACGCAAGGAUGCAGUAGGGAAUGCUCGCCAAGAGAUGACUCAUAUGGUGAAUGCAAUGGACAGGAGCUAUGCUGAUCAAAGCACACUUCAUGCUGAUGAGCCCCUUUCGAUCAACUUUAUGGACUCUCACAACUUCAGUCCUAGAUUGCCUAAUGAUCCGCUUGUUCCGACUGCUGUGUUAGUACCCAUUGCCGAUGAAAACCAUACUGUCUCAGCGGAGUCAAGCAGGUUGUUAGAUGUUCCCCGUUAUCACUGUGAGCCCACAGAAUCUCCAUACCAAACUGGCCAGCUCCAUCCAGCUAUUCGUGUUGCAGACUUACUACAGCAUAUCAACUUGAUGAAAACAUCAGAGGGCUAUGGUUUUAAAGAGGAAUAUGAGAGUUUCUUUGAGGGGCAGUCUGCUUCCUGGGACAUUGCCAAGAAGGAUCAGAACAGAACAAAGAAUCGCUAUGGAAAUAUUAUAGCUUAUGACCACUCCAGAGUCAUUUUGCAGCCACUCGAGGAUGAUUCAACAUCAGAUUACAUUAAUGCAAAUUAUAUUGACGGGUAUCACAGACCAAGUCAUUAUAUAGCUACACAGGGACCAGUUCACGAAACGGUUUAUGAUUUCUGGAGAAUGGCUUGGCAAGAGCAAUCCGUUUGUAUCGUCAUGGUCACAAACUUGGUGGAAGUUGGAAGAGUAAAGUGCUACAAAUAUUGGCCAGAUGAUUCUGAGGUCUAUGCAGAUUUUAAAGUUACAUUCGUGGAAGAGGAACCACUGGCAGAAUAUGUAGUUCGAACAUUUACAUUAGAAAGGAGAGGUUUUGAUGAAAUUCGUGAAGUUAAACAGUUUCAUUUCACUGGUUGGCCUGACCAUGGUGUUCCUUAUCAUGCAACCGGUUUAUUGGCUUUUAUCCGUCGUGUGAAAAUCUCGAAUCCCCCAGGAGCAGGCCCAGUAGUUGUACAUUGCAGUGCUGGAGCUGGAAGAACUGGCUGCUAUAUCGUUAUAGAUAUUAUGUUAGACAUGGCAGAGCGGGAAGGAGUUGUUGAUAUCUAUAAUUGUGUUAAAGCAUUGCGAUCAAGGCGCAUCAAUAUGGUUCAGACAGAGGAACAAUAUAUUUUCAUUCAUGAUGCCAUUCUAGAGGCUUGUCUCUGUGGGGACACCUCAAUACCAACAUGUGAGUUCAAGCCAACCUAUUAUGAAAUGACAAGAGUUGAUUCACAGAGUAACUCCUCACAACUUAAAGAUGAAUUUCAAACACUGAAUUCUGUUUCUUCUCAACUACAACCCGAAGACUGCAGCAUAGCUCUUCUUCCCAGGAAUCACGAGAAAAAUCGAUACAUGGAUGCACUGCCACCAGACAGAUGCCUGCCUUUCUUAAUUACCAUUGAUGGUGAAAGCAGCAACUACAUCAAUGCUGCCCUUAUGGAUAGUUACAGACAACCAGCUGCCUUUAUAGUCACCCAACAUCCAUUGCCAAAUACAGUCAAAGACUUCUGGAGGCUAGUGUAUGACUAUGGCUGCACUUCCAUAGUAAUGCUCAAUGAAUUGGACCUUGUACAGGGCUGUCCACAGUAUUGGCCAGAAGAGGGGACGCUUCGAUACGGGCCAAUUCAAGUUGAAUGUAUUUCUUGUUCAAUGGACUGUGAUUUAGUAAGUCGGAUCUUCAGGAUAUGCAAUCUUACCAGGCCACAAGAAGGUUAUCUCAUGGUGCAACAGUUCCAGUACUUAGGAUGGGCUGCUCACAGGGAAGUACCUGCCUCAAAGCGAUCAUUUCUGAAGUUAAUUCUUCAAGUUGAUAAGUGGCAAGAAGAAUGUGAUGAAGGAGAAGGGCGCACUAUUAUUCACUGUCUAAAUGGAGGAGGACGUAGUGGGAUGUUCUGUGCCAUUAAUAUCAUAUGUGAAAUGAUCAAAAGACAAAAUGUGGUUGAUGUUUUCCACGGAGUAAAGACACUUCGGAACAACAAACCAAAUAUGGUGGAAACCCUGGAACAAUAUCGAUUCUGUUAUGAUGUUGCUUUGGAAUAUCUUGAAUCUUCAUAGUGACUACAAUUACAUCUUUGAAAAAUUGUGCAUUUUUUUUAAGAAGUAAAUUGUCACUGAACCUGUGCAUGAAGAGUAUACAUUUAAGUGAGGGAAUUGGUUUUCAUUAUCUUAAAUAUUCUGCUUCUGUUUUAACACAAUAUUUAUCCAAACUAUUAACCAGAAAGCAUUCAAUACCGUCAUAACAAUGUAAUCUGGGUACAGAUUUCACUGUUCAGUAAGAGGUUAAAAAUACUUCAGUGUUAGUCAACAACAGUUUUUUUUUGUAUUUUUUUUAGUACUACCAAUCUGUUGGUUUGCAUGCACAGAUUUGUACACAUUGAUGCUACAAUUUGUUUUAAAUCAAGUUUUUUUUUGAAAAAGUAGAAAUGUGUGCAGCAAUGUGAACUGCUUUUGCAUGCUGCCACAGUAAAUGUGCAAAUAUUUGGACUGGCUUAUUAAAGUUUAAAGUGCAACCUGCUGGAUCACACCAGAUAAUUUGAAGUGUAACUUUUGUUAUAAGCCAAAGACAAGUGUAAAUAUGUCAAUAUGAAGAAAGCACAUUGUAUUUAUUGUUUGCUUGUAAUUCUGUUGACAGCUGAACAAUCCCUUUUUUUCCAAAAUUGAUUCUUUUGCCAGAGCUUUUACAUUCAGAUGUUUUUAAGUGGUUUACUUUUGUAUGUAACGGUCAAUGUAGAUCACUGAUUUUUUUUUAAAAGUAAGGAUUAGUAAUGUUUACGAUAUGUAAAUUAGUUCAUUACACCCAUUCAGUAAUAGAACAUUGAUAUAUUUGGGAAAUAUAUAAAUCAGGACCAAAUACAGUUUUUUUAUGCUAAAUGGGACAUUCUAAAAAUUCCUUCCACAAAUGUUAGUCAGCUAGUUUAAAUAAAGCUUUGCAACUUCUUGUAUCUAGUUUAAAUGAUGAAUCACUACUGCUGAUAGCUGAAGCAGUAUUAGCGAUAAUGUACUUGGAGAGAUGACUAUUUUAAAGUAAAAAUGUGUUCUGAGUUUGUCUAAGGGUAAUCUAGCAGGGCAAUCAACAGAAGAAUAGUCUUUCAGUUUAGGAUGAAUGGUAUAGUAAAUUAGUUAUUGUGAUGUAUUUUCUGUGCCAUUUAAAUGUUGUUUAACAUGAAUCAAGAUGACUUAUGGUCUAGCAAAACAAGUGAUUGAAUAAAGGCAUCAUGUGAUCUGAA